CACGAAAAUAUAAAUUCGUUUUCUGGUGAAUUCUUGUUUAUAACCGUGUGUCUCCUUUUUCAGAAGUGCGUCGGGUUUAUAUUGUGUGGCCGAAAUGUUCAGAGGUAAUAACAGCAAUACAGCAGCUCCGUCUUAUCUCAACAAUCACUUCCAAUAUCCUCCAAACGUGUCGAAUCAGCAGCAGUUAUGCGGGAACUUACCUGUAGAAUUUCAUGCCGAUCCUGUAAAUUAUAUCGGAAAUAAUCACGGGACUCCAAUCCUCCUGCCAAACGAAGCUAUUCCGAGAAAGCAAAAGCUUCAAUUCUCCCUAAAUAAUAAUAAUAAAGCUUUUCACGAAGAACACGACAGAAAAGCCAGCAUCCACAACCUGAAUCACGUGUCCACUGGUUUAAGGCUCUCGUGCGACGAUGAAGAGCGAAAUUCCUCUAUUACAUCUGCAAGUGGAAGCCUUACCUCUUCGGUUCUUUCCUCUCUGACCAAUGACAUCAAAAGAGAACUCGAUCAACAAAAUCAAGAACUCGACCACUUCAUUAGAAUUCAGGAAGAAGACAUGGUGAAAGGGGUGAGAGACAUAAGGCAGAAACACAUCACUUCUUUCCUCGCUUCUCUGCAGAAAGGGGUCGUCAAAAAGCUGCGCGAGAAAGAUCUCGAACUAGAAACAAUAACUCUUAAAAACAAAGAACUCGUCGAGAGCGUGAAACAAGUGACCAACGAAGCUCAAAACUGGUGCUACAUGGCUAAGUACAACGAAUCGGUUGUGAAUGUUCUGAAAACCAAUCUACAGCAAGCUGUGGAAGGUUCCAACAGGAUAAUAGAAGGACAAGGAGAGAAUGAAGAAGCGGCCGACGAUGCUAAUUCUUACGUCGAUCCGAACAAUUACCUCAAAUCCAGUUCGUUGAGGAAAAACGUGACGUGCAGAUCAUGCAAAGCGAAGGAGGUAUCGGUACUUUUAAUGCCGUGUAGGCACCUCUGUUUGUGUAAGGAGUGUGAAGGUUUUGUCACUGUUUGUCCUGUCUGUCAGAUGGUAACAACUGCUUGCCUUGAGGUGUAUCUAUCUUGAAAAGAAAAAAAUUAAGAAUCAAAAUUCACUUAUAUAAAUUAAAAGAUUAUUCGCCUUUUUUUUU
Messenger RNA from Erythranthe guttata (spotted monkey flower), 1124 nucleotides. The record is from RefSeq and is a predicted model, not a curated record. Lineage: Eukaryota; Viridiplantae; Streptophyta; Magnoliopsida; Lamiales; Phrymaceae.